CAAACCUAUAAUCAACGGGUUUUGUAUCGGAUAAAUGUACUGAUUGAAGACACUUUGAUUAACAAAAAGAAAAAAGAUUAAAACUAAUAAAUUAUGAGAGAAAUAAGGAAGAAUGUGACAAAAUCUUAACAAAAUGAGAAUUAUUUCUACAUUGUAUAUAUUGAAAUAUCUACACUUGAGAUAAAAUGCUUCAAAUGUCGCGUAUAUCUCUUGUAGACGUUACAGUUUAAUGUCGCAGGGAAGAUUGGAAUAUUUUAUAAUAUAUGUGAGAUUUACAAUAUAAAUAUAUAUAUAUAUAUAUAUAUAUAUAUAUAUAUAUAUAUGUUUACAAUAUAUUUAUAAUUUAAUAUAUAUAUAUUUUACAAUAUUUAUUAAAACAUACAAGAUGGCAUUCUCAGCGCGUAUCUCGCAUAAAAGCAAUAAAAUCUCGUAUCAUUACCACAAUAUCUUUGUGAUAUGUUUGUUAAUAUUUACACUGUUCAUUGUAUUGAUCUCAGUGUAUCAUAUUUUCAAAUUUGGCAAUACGCAGAAACAUACCGAACAUAUUCCAAUAACGCUGAAUGACAUAAAUGCCUUACCCACUCAAAUGUUAUCUGCCGACUUGGCUAUGAGCGAUGCCACCAAUUCUUCCUGCACAUAUUUUACUUGUUUCAAUGUAUAUCGAUGCGGAAGUCGGGGAAGUAAACUUCUGGUAUAUGUCUAUCCACCCAAAAUAUACUUGGACUCUGCAAGUAGACCAGUAACAAACCAGAUGACAAGAGAGUUUUAUCAAAUUCUGAGUGCUAUUAUUAAUAGUAAAUUUUAUACACCUAAUCCAUAUGAAGCUUGCAUUUUUGUUCCCUCUAUCGAUACUCUCAAUCAGAAUAGAUUAAGAUUGCAAGAGGUCUCUCAAGCAUUAAGAUCAUUACCCUUCUGGAACAGAGGAGAGAAUCAUUUAAUUUUUAACAUGGUACCUGGAAGCGUGCCAGACUAUAACACUGUCAUCAAUGUACCAGUUGGAAGAGCAAUGAUUGCAGGUGCUGGAAUGUCAUCUUUGACAUACAGGCCUGGUUUUGACAUUAGUUUACCAGUAUAUAGUCCAUUAAUAAAUAAUCUCAAGACAAAUUACAGUAAUGGGAGAACAUGGUUAGUAAUAUCUUCACAAAUCAAUAUUAAUACUGCUUUUGAACAAGAUUUAAUGGAAGUAAAAACGACAUAUCCAAAGGACAUUCUGAUAUUAGGUCCAUGUCUACAUUUUAAUCCCAUGAAUAAUACAAUACGUUGCGUCAGAGAGGGCAUAUACAAAUAUCCCGAUGUCUUGCAAUCGGCAACAUUUUGUCUAAUAAUCCGCGGCGCUAGGCUUGCCCAAAGCGCACUUCUGGAUGCAAUGGCAACUGGGUGUAUACCUGUAAUUAUAGCUGAUUCUUUAAUGAUGCCUUUUCAUGAUGUAAUCGAUUGGACUAAAGCUGCUGUUUUUGUACGCGAAGUUGAUAUUUUAUUAAUAAUACACCUGCUAAAAAAGAUAUCCCACCAACGCAUCAUGGAGAUGCAAGAACAGGAUGCAUGGCUCUAUGAUCGUUAUUUCAGUACAAUGGAAAAGAUCACGGAAACUACAUUAGAAGUACUCACGGAUCGCGUAUUUCCGCAUUUGACACGAGAUUACACAUAUUGGAAUGUGCCAUCUUAUAAGAGUAAACCUUCACCUCUCUUUUUACCAAUAACUGCUCCUAAAACACGCGGCUUUACUGCUGUAAUAUUAACAUAUGACAGACUGGAAUUACUGUUCCUGUUAAUUAAUAAACUUGUAAAAGUACCAAGUUUAUCUAAAGUUCUAGUAAUUUGGAAUAAUCAGCAUAAAAAUCCACCGCCUUCUACAAGAUGGCCAAAAGUGAAUAAGCCAUUAAAAGUGAUUCAAACGAAGGAAAACAAAUUGUCAAAUCGAUUUUACCCAUAUGAUGAAAUUGAAACUGAAGCAGUAUUAUCGAUAGACGAUGAUAUUAUUAUGUUAACUGCUGAUGAAGUGGAAUUUGCUUAUGAGGUAUGGCGAGAAUUUCCAGACAGAAUUGUUGGAUUUCCAUCUCGUAUACAUAUGUGGGAUAAUAGUACUAAUUGUUGGAAGUAUGAGAGCGAAUGGACAAACAGCAUCUCUAUGGUUUUAACAGGAGCAGCUUUCCAUCAUAAGUAUUGGAAUUACUUGUAUACAACAGCCAUGCCUGGAGAUAUAAAAGAAUGGGUCGACGAGCACAUGAAUUGCGAGGACAUCGCGAUGAAUUUUCUAGUAGCAAACGUUACUGGAAAAGCUCCGAUAAAGGUAACACCAAAGAAGAAAUUUCGAUGUCCCGAAUGUACCAACACCGAAAUGUUAUCCGCGGAUUUGACGCACAUGGUGGAACGUACACAAUGUAUAAACAAAUUCUCCUCUAUUUAUGGAACUAUGCCAUUGGAAUCAGUCGAGUUUCGCGCAGAUCCAGUACUCUUUAAGGACGUGUUUCCCGAGAAACUAAAGCGAUUCAACGAUAUAGGCAGUUUGUAAUUGUGAUAUAUAGGUAUAAUUUUUAUUAAAUUAAUGAGGGAAAUCAAGUUAUGAAAAAUGUAUAGAUUUAUCGAUCAAAGUAUGUAGAAUGUUGCAGAUUAUAAUAGAUAAAAUAGUCUAUACAAUGAUAUGUUUAACUAUCCUUUUAAGAAAAAUGAAAGUUUUGAUAAAAAUGAAGAUUUUAGUAAUAUGGUACCUCCAUCUGAACCGAUUAUGAAAUUGAAUAUUCUAUGUAUAUAUAUAUAUACAAUUGUAAAAUUCCAAGAGGAAUAUAUAAGUGAGUAGAGAAUACAGUGGACAUGGAGCAGUGUGACUCAAUGGCAGAAUGCCAGUUAACUGAGAUCCUAGAAUCGAGUCCUGUUAAGAAUCCAAGGAUAUUUUUCCUCUGCUUAAGAAAUAUCUUACAGAUUUCAAAAGUGGAAUACAUCUCAAAAGAUCUUGGAUGCUUGGUGAUAUCUCAGGAAUAAAUCAAUGUCAGGAAUCUUCCAUUUGAGAGAUAUUUACUUAUUCCUAAUAUCUCCCAUCAAACAUUCAAGAUCUUUUAUAAUUAUAUACAUAUGUAUUAUAUAUUAAAUCGUUUACGUCUUGGUGGAUGGAGUAUUUGUUUAUAAUGCAAAUAAAAAUUACUUUUAAACUGUUAUCAGGAUUCAUGUAUUUAUAUGCACAAGUUUACAAGUUAAAAAUUUAGGAAAAUAUAUGUGUAUUUCGCAAAAUUGUGACUGUAAAACGAUUAAA
Messenger RNA from Cataglyphis hispanica, 3247 nucleotides. It is a transcript of the gene sotv, whose product is annotated as exostosin-2. Gene Ontology annotation, molecular function: glycosyltransferase activity. The record is from RefSeq and is a predicted model, not a curated record. Gene Ontology annotation, cellular component: membrane. Bases 386 to 2512 code for a protein of 708 amino acids. The transcript has 10 exons. Lineage: Eukaryota; Metazoa; Arthropoda; Insecta; Hymenoptera; Formicidae.